Fomitopsis serialis is the source of this 398-nucleotide messenger RNA. RefSeq lists its product as uncharacterized. The coding region runs from base 96 to 380 and encodes 94 amino acids. The transcript has 2 exons. NCBI's taxonomy places the organism in Eukaryota, Fungi, Basidiomycota, Agaricomycetes, Polyporales, Fomitopsidaceae. The record is from RefSeq and is a predicted model, not a curated record.
UUGCUGACUCGGACUCACCGGGCGGGCUGCCUUCUCAUUAACUCCUCCUAUUGUCCAGCUGAGUUUCUUCGUUCCUGUCACGACAACUCGGUGCGAUGUCUCGCAUAUCCCGCAAGGAUGCAGAGAAUCAGGUUCAGUCUUGGGGCUUUUCCCAUGUCUUCACAUGGACGGACAGUCCGGACUACCAUCACAAUCCCCACAAGCAUGCCGGUGUGACGACGCAUCUCAUCCUGUCCGGCGAGCUCACCAUCUCGUAUCCGGAGGACGACCCGGACAAAAAGGAGACGCUUGGUCCUGGUGCUCGCUUCGACGUGCCUGCGGGCAAAGUACAUGAGGUCUGGGUCGGCAAAGAGGGCUGUACCUAUGUCAUCGGAGAAUGAAGGGCAUCUAUCUCUCGU